This is a messenger RNA of Myotis lucifugus (little brown bat), 3186 nucleotides long. It is a transcript of the gene ZDHHC2, whose product is annotated as zinc finger DHHC-type containing 2. Gene Ontology annotation, molecular function: protein-cysteine S-palmitoyltransferase activity. Gene Ontology annotation, biological process: protein targeting to membrane; peptidyl-L-cysteine S-palmitoylation. The record is from RefSeq and is a predicted model, not a curated record. The transcript is spliced from 13 exons. Bases 44 to 1018 code for a protein of 324 amino acids. Gene Ontology annotation, cellular component: endoplasmic reticulum; Golgi apparatus. NCBI's taxonomy places the organism in Eukaryota, Metazoa, Chordata, Mammalia, Chiroptera, Vespertilionidae.
AAGACUUUAGCACAAAUGGAGGAAGAGCAGAUGAGAAACUGCAAUGUCCAUGGAAAACAUUGGAGAACAAGUUGUGUGCCUGAUUGCUUAUCAUCUCCUUUUUGCAAUGUUUGUCUGGUCGUAUUGGAAAACCAUCUUUACAUUGCCAAUGAAUCCUUCAAAAGAAUUCCACCUCUCUUACGCAGAGAAAGAAUUGCUGGAGAGAGAGCCGAGGGGAGAAGCCCAUCAGGAAGUUCUCCGGCGAGCAGCCAAGGACCUUCCCAUCUACACCAGGACCAUGUCUGGAGCAAUCCGAUACUGUGACCGAUGCCAGCUGAUAAAACCAGACCGCUGCCACCACUGCUCCGUCUGUGAUAAAUGUAUUUUGAAGAUGGACCAUCAUUGCCCAUGGGUGAACAAUUGUGUUGGAUUUUCAAAUUAUAAAUUUUUCCUCCUUUUCUUGGCUUAUUCCCUGCUAUACUGCCUUUUUAUUGCUGCUACGGAUUUACAGUAUUUUAUCAAAUUUUGGACAAAUGGUCUACCAGAUACUCAAGCCAAGUUCCAUAUUAUGUUUUUAUUCUUUGCUGCAGCUAUGUUUUCUGUCAGCUUGUCUUCUCUGUUUGGCUAUCAUUGUUGGCUAGUCAGCAAAAAUAAGUCUACAUUAGAGGCUUUUAGAAGUCCUGUAUUUCGACAUGGAACAGAUAAGAAUGGAUUCAGCUUGGGUUUCAGUAAAAAUAUGCGACAAGUUUUUGGUGAUGAGAAGAAGUACUGGUUGCUACCCGUGUUUUCAAGUCUCGGCGAUGGCUGCUCCUUCCCAACUUGCCUUGUGAACCAAGAUCCUGAACAGCCGUCCACUCCUGCAGGACUGAAUCCAGCAUCGAAAAAUCCUGAAAACCAUCAAUUUCCUGCAAAGCCAUUGAGAGAGUCGCAGAGCCACCUCCUUACUGAUUCUCAGUCUUGGACAGAGAGCAGCACAAACCCGGGGAAAGACAAAGCUGGGAUGAGCAAUCCUGCAUUGACCAUGGAGAAUGAGACUUAACUCUUCAAACAAAACGAAUUCCUAUUGUAUGAAAGUAUCAGUGCUGUAGAUGGAGGAAGAGGCUUCCCACAGGAAGGCACCGUUGACCAGUUGUCCCAUUUCCCUUUGGCUGGAUACGCAGAAUAUGAAUUGAUUACUUCUCUCCGAGCUGUUGCUUAAAACAUCACCUUUUUAAAAUCAGGAUACAGAUUGUCUCAACUAACACAAAUUUCUGUGAAAUAUUAAAAAUAAUUGUGUCUUAUGGAUCAAGGGCAAAAAUACCUUCUAUCAUAAAAACUUUGAGUAAAUUCAUGGGCCAGUUUUCACCCAAAUAAUUCGGUAGCACAAUUUAUCCCAAUUUUCAUCCAGAAAAUUAAGAUGAAGAAACUGAGGUUGAAAAGAUUUCCAGUCACAUUAUAAUAAGUUUAUUCGUAAAACCUGUUACCUAUGAAAACAUGGAGGUAGCCAAACAGACUUCUUUGUUUAUUCCUUCUGAUGUCAAUUCAGCUUCAGAUGGAGUGAAUUUAUUACAAGUUCCAAAUGACCUAUAGUUGAAGAUCACCAUCCAUUUUUGCUAGACUUUAAUCUAAUUCUAGCUUUUGUUCCCUGCUAGAAAAUAAGUAUGAUCAUUGAUGCUCGAGCUCACUGAUAAGCAACUCACUAGAAAAGUUUUGUCAGAAAGAAUACAUUUCUAUUACAUCUGAAAUAUAUUUUUCAUCUCUUCUUAUCUUCUUAAAUUGGGGGAAAUCUAUAACAAUUAUGAAAAUCGGUUUAUUUUUUAUGAUACUCCUUAGCCAGUUUGGCUUAAAAAUUUUUUUAAAUGUUUUUAUUGAUUUUAGAGAGAGAGGAAGAGGGAGAGAAACACUGAUGCAAGAAACAUCCAUUGGCUGCCUCCUGCACGCCCCCUACUGGGAAUCAAGCCCGCAACCCAGGCAUGUGCCCUGACCUGGAAUGGAACCAGCAACCUUUUGGUGCAUGGGACAACACUCAACCAACUGAGCCACACUGGCCAGGGCUUAACAUUUUUUUAAAGUUAUUUUAUUUUAUUUUUAUUGAACAUAGCAAAAAUAUCUAAUUUCUGUUAAGAAUUCCUGAUGGGUCAAUCAAUUAAUCCUCCAUUUAUAUUGAUAUUAUUUCUGUGUUCUCUCAUCAAAGGUAUGAUAGUUUAAAUAUAUAGUUCGUCAUCUAUUAAGAUUAAAUGAUGCAAAUCAAAAAUUAUACACUUUUGGAAAUUUAGUUAAACAUAAGUAAAUGGUGUGCUGUUUGGAAAUUGAGUUUCAGAUAAACUGAAGUGGUGUGUUGGUUGAUGCCAAAAUCUUAGGCUUCAGUAAAUAUACUAAGAAGCUCUUGUGCCUUGUAUGCACUAUUUAAAAAAAAAAGUUUUAUUUACUCUUUUUUAAUUUGUUGGAGUGUAAGUUUUAUAAAUGUUAGUGAUUAGAAUAAGCUGUGUACAUUUUUUUGGUACCGAUUUUCAGAAUUUAAAGCAGAUUACCUUUUAAAAACUACACAGCUAAGGAACUGGUAUUUAAUCAAAGGGAAAAUGGUAUUAAACUUUUCAAAUUCUCAGUUAGACAAAAUAGGUUAGAAGGCCAGAGGAUAAUGGAGUAAUAAUAGAUCCUUGUAAUUACUCAUCCUUGCUAAAAAUACAAAGAGUUUAAAAUGAGUUAAUGGAAGAAUCGGUCCAGUCCAUUUUCUAGGUCAUUUGAGUGCAAUUAUUUGAACAAUAGGAUGGCAGUUUUUUUCCCCCAGAUUUUUUAAAGCUAAAUAUUUUAAUCUGACAAUCUGCUUCGAGAAAUUUCAUAAGAUAUAUUUUUACUUUGAACUUAAAGCAUUUUUUGGUCAUCAUUUUUCAUUACCUGAAGUGCCAGGUUGGAACCUAUAGCUACUGUUUGAAGUCUUAAGGGCAACAGCAUUAUGUGACAUAUUAAGAAUGAUAUGCAACCAGAUAUUUUUCAAAGCACAGUACUAUUGCUGUUUUUAUUGGAAUAAGAUUGUUAGAUGUUCCCUAUUGUCAAACUAGAAGCUAGGUGGGGAGAAAGGGAGAUUUCUAUUCUUUACCUUGCUAGAGUACUGUUCAUCAUUUCCCCAUUUAGGUCAUUCAUGUAAUUAUUGAAAUACAUAAAGCCAAUACACAUUAGAUUCGGAUUUGAAAACAUUUUUAAAAAUAAAAAAUUUUCAUUAAGUUUCAA